AUGAGUAAAGAUGCUAGUAAAGGACUUAUCGGUUGGAAACCUAUAAACGACAGACUAAUAACAGCGAGAUUUAAUACCAACUAUGGAAAACUGUCCAUAAUACAGUGUUAUACACCAACAAACGAAGAUACUGAUGAAAUGAAAGAGGAGUUUUAUAACACAUUGAUUCUCUUAAUCCAAGAAGUGCCAAAACACGAUGUUCUGAUGGUAAUGGGAGACUUGAAUGCUAAAGUUGGGCAAGAUAACACCGGAUUUGAAAACAUCAUGGGAAAAGAAGCAGUUGGUUUAAUCAACGAUAACGGUGAACGACUUAUAGAAAUGUGUAUAACAAACAACCUAGUUAUUGGUGGAUCAUUAUUCCAACAUAAGAAUAUACACAAGACAACUUGGACAUCACCAUCGGGAAGAUUACAUAAUCAGAUCGAUCACAUCAUGAUAAACAGCAAAUGGAGAACAUCCCUCCAAGAUGUGAGAGCUAUGAGAGAUCAAAACUACAAAGAACACUUUAAACUGGAACUAAGAAAUCACUUUGAACUGUUAGAACAAAUACCAAUAGAAUAUGUGAAUGUUAAAUGGGAGAAACUGUCCAGUAUUUACAAACACUGCAGUGAUAAGAUUCUUGGAAUUAGGAAGGGGAAAAGGAAAGAUUGGAUGUCGAUGGAAACGUGGCAAAUGGUGGAAGAUCGUAAGAUAAUAAAAGAACUGCUGACAUCAAGCGAGGAAGGAACUAAAGCCACCUUAAAAGGAAAACUACGCCUCAACAAAUAA
Messenger RNA from Ostrea edulis (European flat oyster), 768 nucleotides. Its product is annotated as craniofacial development protein 2-like. Lineage: Eukaryota; Metazoa; Mollusca; Bivalvia; Ostreida; Ostreidae. Gene Ontology annotation, cellular component: nucleus. The coding region runs from base 1 to 768 and encodes 255 amino acids. The transcript is spliced from 2 exons. Gene Ontology annotation, biological process: chromatin remodeling. The record is from RefSeq and is a predicted model, not a curated record.